UCACCCAAUACACACGAGGACCUCUAGCUACCAGAUCUUAAUUGUGCUUCCUUGUUGCAGCCAUGGCAAAGUAUGUCCAGAGUGCUCCUGUUAGCAAUGAAGCAUUGCAGCACAAGGAGUUUCUCUUGGACAGCUUGUACAUGGAGCAACGUACCGAACUGAAUACCAUGGAGACCAUCAUAUUGGAUUCCAAUCUUCCUCAAAGGUUUGGCUGCAUUGCGGCUACUGAUUACGCCAUAUAUGAUGGCAUUGGCCUCGACAAGAAGCUUGUUGCGCGUGCACAGGGGCUAAAUAUGGCGGUUGGUGCAACAAAUGGAACCUGGUCGUUCUGUUUUAACAUGGUGUUCGUCGAUGAGAGGUUCACGGGCUCUAGCCUUAAGGUGCUUGGAAAUUUGGCAGAACCGUAUGAAGGUGAAUGGGCAAUCCUUGGAGGGACGGGUGAAUUUGCCUAUGCACAAGGUGUUGUAACCUUCAAGAAGAUCCAAGAAUUUGAAAACGGGAAAAGUAGGUUAAGGGAGCUUCAGAUCCGUGCCGUGUGCGUCAAAUUCUCGUCGUCCCUGUCAUUGCCUGUAAAGAUGGGGCCAUGGGGCGGAAACGGAGGCUCCAUUCAAGACAUGACCACAGGAAAACCGAUGCGCCUAGAAAGUGUGACAAUUCAUAGUGACAACAGCUGGAUUGUCUACUCCCUUGCAUUUACUUAUAUUGACAAACUUGGGAAGAGGCGCAAGGAGGGUCCUUGGGGUCCUGACAAAGGAACCAGUCAAACUAUUGAGUUUGGGCCUAAAGAGUAUGUGAGGGAAAUAUCAGGGACCAUUGACACUGUCAUAUCGUCACUUGUUAUCACGACGAACUUCAAAAAGUAUGGACCGUUUGGGCAUGAGAAGGGUAAUCGUUUCAGUGCUACUGUGCCAGAAAAUACAUGUGUUGUGGGAUUCUUCGCCAGGACCGGGAAUGCUCUAGAUGCCAUUGGUAUUUACCAUGGCCCCAUUGUGGUUUGAAAUGGUUUCGUUGUUGUUUUGCUUUAGCUUACGGCAGUCUCAUUCCAAAGUGUGUUAGCUCCACCGUUUAUUUUCCAACAAUAACAUGGCUAGGGUCAUCGAUCCUUGCCUCUAGCUAGGAUCCAUGUCGAUCUAGUGCAAGAGUAUUUUGUUUAAUUUGUCACCUACUGUAUUCAAUCUACAAUAAAUGAAGAGAUGCAAGGUUUGUUUUCUAAUGAAAUAAUCA
This is a messenger RNA of Triticum dicoccoides, 1224 nucleotides long. RefSeq lists its product as uncharacterized. Gene Ontology annotation, molecular function: carbohydrate binding. The transcript has 4 exons. Lineage: Eukaryota; Viridiplantae; Streptophyta; Magnoliopsida; Poales; Poaceae. Bases 63 to 998 code for a protein of 311 amino acids. The record is from RefSeq and is a predicted model, not a curated record.